Molecule: messenger RNA, 1519 nt
Organism: Salvia miltiorrhiza (redroot sage)
Lineage: Eukaryota; Viridiplantae; Streptophyta; Magnoliopsida; Lamiales; Lamiaceae
Product: putative RING-H2 finger protein ATL21B
Exons: 2
Coding region: 237-1421 (394 amino acids)
Molecular function (GO): polysaccharide binding
Source: RefSeq, a predicted model, not a curated record
UCACCUUCAAAUCUUCCACUUAGCCAACUCUUUUCAUUUCAUCUAAAUAAUAUUCAACCACCCUAUCUCCCUACCCCAAAAAGUCAUACAUCUCAUAUCACUCAAAAAUUAAUAAAAUAAACAACAUUUAUUAAUUUAUUUUACUUUUGUAAAAUGUUAAUUCCAUUCAUUCAUUAUUCAUAACAAAAAUCCAAGGAAAAGAAACAUAAAAUAAAAUUCCCUCAGAGAAAAACCAAAUGGAUGCCAUAACAGCAGCAAUUCUCAUCCUCACUCUCUCUCUCUCCUCAUUCCCUUCUCUCUCCGCCGCAGCUCCAUGCAAGCCCGAAUCAUGCCACGCCGUUCUCGGCCCGGAGAUCCGCUUCCCUUUCCGGGUACUGAACCGGCAGUCGGCUAGCUGCGGCUCGCUGGGCUUCGAGCUCCGCUGCAACCCCCAAAACCAGACGAUCCUAACCCUACCGGAAUCCGGCUCCUUCGUAGUGGACCACAUAGACUACGCGGCUCAGGCACUCUUCAUCAACGACCCGGAUUCGUGCCUGCCGGGUCGGAUCCUCAAUUUCUCCGCGUCGGGCUCGCCCUUCCGCGGCGCCUACACGAGGAGCUACACGUUCCUAAAUUGCUCCUCCGAUUUCAUGGACUACGGUUCCACGCGCUACACGCCGCUGUUUUGCCUCAGCGGGAGGAACCACACGGUUCUGGCGACGAGGUCGGAUUCGUCGGCGCCGGCGCCGGAGACGUGCCGGAGGAUUAAGAGCGUGGAGGUGCCGCUGGAGUGGACGCUGUCGCAGUUCGAGUGGGCGUCGAUGGAUUUGAGGGAGGAUCUGGAGCUGGUGUGGUACGAUCCGCUCUGCCGAGACUGUGAGAUUGGGGGCGGGAUUUGCGGAUUCAAGGACGAUCGCCCGGGCUCUCGAGUUGCUUGCUUCCGCCGCUCUAGAUCAGCUCUUCCAAGAAGUGCAAAAUAUGGCAUCAUAAUUGGAGUUGGAAUACCUGGACUAGUAUGUCUCAUCGGCCUCACAUGCUAUGCCUGCGGCAUGAUUCGGGCUGCCAACCUCCGGCGCCGCCUCAACCCCGACCUCCCGGUGACAAUCUCCGACCAAAGGCCGGUGAUUAGGUCGGUGAGCGGCCUUGACGCACCCACCAUAGAGUCGUAUCCGACGACGGUGCUAGGGGAAAGCCGUAGGCUCCCAAAAGUGAACGAUGUUUGCUGCCCAAUUUGCUUAUCCGAUUACCAACCGAAAGAGACUCUAAGAAGCAUUCCGGAAUGCAACCACUAUUUUCAUGCAAAUUGUAUAGAUGAGUGGCUUAAGCUCAACGGCUCGUGCCCUUUGUGUAGGAAUUCGCCGGUGAGCUCUACGGCCACCCCUUGUUUCUCGUUGUCUGUAUCGUCUUUGAGUUCGUCGCCAUCAACGUCUGAUAGUCGUUAGAAUCUUGUCUUGCUUUAAUUUCUCAAUCCAGUCAUUUUUGUGUACAUAAUAGAUAUGAAAUCUUUUAUGAGAAAAAAUAGAUUAACUCUUGAUACUCU